AUGAGAUUUAAUAGUGAAACUAAUCUAAAUCAUGUAAAUCAACGUCAUUUAAAUUCAUUACCAUAUUACUUCACAACAAAACUACAACAAAAUUCAAAUAACAAUCCAAAUUCAAACAUAGCCCAUUUUACAACAAAUCCUUCAUUAACUUCAAUACCUAGAUUUUAUAAUAAGAAAUUAAAAUUCAUAUUACCAUUUUUAAUAAUUAUACUAUGUAUCUACAAAACUUUUACAAUAUAUUUAACAACUGAAUUAGAUCAACAAUUAUUAGAAAAUCAUGCAUUAAAUUUAAAUAAAAAUUCAAAUUUUAAUCCAAAAAAUAUAGCAUUAGAUUUAUUUAAUUAUUUAAUUGAAUUAAAUCAUUCAAUAAAUUCUUCAAAUUUAGGUACAAAAGAUGGGAUUUUUUUCCAUUGGGAUGAUUGGGUAGAUCUAAGUGGUGCAAAUCAUUUAAUUAAUAAAGCAAGGAUUGCGUCACCUUCAGGAAUAUAUUGUGAUCAUUCUUUAAUACAAUAUGGUAAUGUUAAUGGUCAUUGGUUAGAAAGUUAUGAUACAAAAAUAUUUAGAGGUGCAGUAAAUUUAUAUUGUUCUUAUGAUAUACCUGAAAAAGUUAUAAUAACAACUGAUGAAUCAUUAAUUGAAAUACCAGUAAUUGGAAAAAGAAGAUUUGGUGGGAAUGAUAAAACUAUACCUGUUAAAUCUGAUCAAUUGAUAAAUAAGAUGAAAAUUUUAACAAAUAAAUUUAAUAAUAUAUCAAAAGAUGAUAACAAAAAAGAGUUAACAAAUUUUAAUAUAAAAUCUAUAAAAAAUUUACAAAAACAAGUUAUGAUUGAACCAGAAGAUUUCAUAUUUAAACCAGAUAUUGAAAUUUUCAGUUUACAAGAGAAAUUAAAUAAUCAAACAAUAACAUCAAAAGAAUUAAAAUAUUUAGAAUUUUUAGAAUAUUCAAAUAAUCAUUUAGUUGAUUUUAGUGAUAGAUAUUUUAAAUAUCCUUGGAUUUAUUCUGAUAUUUUUCAAGGAAAUUCUCAUCAUAUUGCUUAUCCAUUUUUUAAAAGAUAUAUAAGUGAUCGUGAAAGACAAAGUAUAUUACAUCAUAUGAUUAGAAAUUGGUUUCAAUUUGCUGAAGUUAAUGGAUUUGCAAGUUGGAUUAAUCAUGGUUCAUUAUUAGGUUGGGCUUUUAAUGGUUUAAAUAUGCCAUGGGAUACUGAUAUUGAUAUUCAAAUGCCAAUUGCUCAAUUAGAUCGUUUAGGUCGAAAUUUUAAUAGAACUUUAAUUAUGGAAAAUCCAAGAUAUGGUAAUGCAAGAUAUUGGUUAGAAAUUGCUCCAACAUAUAUAAGACAAGGAAAUGGUAAAAAUUUUAUUGAUGCAAGAUUUAUUGAUAUAUCAAGUGGUUUAUAUAUUGAUAUAUCAGCAUUAUCACAUACUGAAAUUCCUCCACCAAUUGAUGAAAAAAAUUUUAAAGAUAAUUUAAAAACAAUGUCAGUUCAUUGUAAAAAUUGGAAUUGGCAUACAUUAGAUGAAUUAUUACCAAUAAGACAUACUUUUUUUGAAGGUUCUUCAGUUUAUAUACCAAAUAAAGUUGAACAACCAUUACGUAAUAAAUAUGGCCAGAAUGCAUUAAUUGAAUAUAAUUAUCAUAAUCAUAAUUAUCAAUCAGAUAUAAGUUUAUGGGUAAACAACAAGAUAUGUAAAUCUCCACCAAAAAAUUUAAAUAAUAGAUUUAAUAAAUGGAAUCAAUUAACUAAAAAGGGAGCAUGUAAUUCAAGAAUUUUACAAGAUGAAUUUAAUAUAAUAAAAGAAUGUGUUGAAAGACAUCAUUUACUAAAUUCAAAUUUAGAUAAUUUUAAUUUUUAUAAUAUUGAAGAAAUUGGUGAUUUACCAAUUUUUAGAAAAGAUUCUUUUGAUUAUUAUAAUGAUAUUAAUAAUCAAUUAGUUUUUAAUGAUGAUUGGUAUAUAAGAAAAGAAAUUAUAAAAUCAAAUCAAUUAAUUUCAGAUUCAAAUGAAAAUCAAGAUUCAAAUCAAGAACAGUUUUAUUUAAAACAAGAAGAUCAACAACAAGAAAAACAACAUUCAUCAAUUAAUAACGACCAUUCUUCCUCAAUUAGUAAUGUUCAAACCUCAUCAUAA
Molecule: messenger RNA, 2124 nt
Organism: Lodderomyces pseudojiufengensis
Lineage: Eukaryota; Fungi; Ascomycota; Pichiomycetes; Serinales; Debaryomycetaceae
Exons: 1
Coding region: 1-2124 (707 amino acids)
Source: RefSeq, a predicted model, not a curated record